This is a messenger RNA of Myxocyprinus asiaticus (Chinese sucker), 3573 nucleotides long. RefSeq names its product transcription factor MafB. Gene Ontology annotation, molecular function: DNA-binding transcription factor activity, RNA polymerase II-specific; RNA polymerase II cis-regulatory region sequence-specific DNA binding. The record is from RefSeq and is a predicted model, not a curated record. The transcript has a single exon. Gene Ontology annotation, cellular component: nucleus. Gene Ontology annotation, biological process: regulation of transcription by RNA polymerase II. Lineage: Eukaryota; Metazoa; Chordata; Actinopteri; Cypriniformes; Catostomidae. The coding region runs from base 494 to 1603 and encodes 369 amino acids.
GUGUAGGCUAUAACAGCAGCGAGCAGUCUGGUGUCCCGCUACAGUCUGAAUACUCAGGAGUGAGUGCUGGUCGAACUCUCUGCGGUGCAGAGGUAGAAAAAAAAAAAAAAAAAAAAAAAAACAACAACAACAACAACAACAAAAACACAGCACCCAUCCACUUCAACGCAGCUUUACUGGCUUAAGGACAUACAGUAUUUUGGAGUAUCCGGGACAGGAGCCCUCCACCGGUACUCGUCUGUUUCUUGUAUUUAUGUUUUUAAGUCUGGCGAGAGGACGCGCACUUGCGCACUGAGACUUGACUUUCUCCAGUCUUGAGUUGAGUCCGAAGACGACUGCAGCUCUCGAGGUCUGCAUGCCCUUAUGAAGCAAAUGUCGUUCGCUGUGCAUUAGUCCAGAAAGUUUUUCUUUUCUUUUCGUUGUUUGUUGUUUUAACACUUCGAUGCCCCAGGGCUCCAGUGCGUCGCGUUUGGACACUCGUUGAGAACAUUGCAUGCGCACAGAGGGGGAAGAACAGCAAAAGUCGGUUUUUGCGACGCUGGUAAACACUUUGCUGAAGAACAGGGACACGAUGAGCACCGAUCUCGCCAUGGGGCCCGAGCUGCCCACCAGCCCGCUGGCGUUGGAAUAUGUCAAUGACUUUGAUUUAAUGAAAUUCGAGGUGAAGAAAGAGGCUAUGGCGGGGCUCGAUCGCUCCAACAUACGGCAGUGCAAUCGCCUCCAGCCGCAGGGCUCCGUAUCCUCCACCCCGAUCAGCACUCCGUGCAGCUCAGUCCCGUCCUCCCCGAGCUUUAGCCCCACGGAACAGAAGAACCACCUGGAAGAGCUGUAUUGGAUGCCCAGCGGUGCGUACCCACAGCAGAUCGACCCUCAGACAUUAAGCCUGACGCCCGAGGACGCGGUGGAGGCGCUGAUCGGGGCCACGGCCCACGGGCACCCCCCACCGCCUCACGUUCAGCAGCAGCUGCAGGCGGGAGGGUUCGAUGGCUACAGGGGAGCGCAUCACCACCACGGCCACCCGCAGCAGCACCACCACCACCAAUACGGCGGGAUCCCUCAUCACCCGGACGAGCUGCAGGGUCACCCCAGCGCUCAUGGCCACCACCCGCACCAUCAUCAUCACGUCCAGGACCCCGACAGCCCUUCUCCUACCUCCCCUGGGUCCCACCAGCAGCUCCACCACCGUCAUCAUCACCAUCACCACAUGGGCCAGCAGGGUCACCACGGCGUGGGGGCUGGCCUGAACGUGGAGGACCGCUUCUCCGACGACCAGCUGGUGUCCAUGUCGGUACGGGAGCUCAACCGACACCUGCGAGGCUUCACUAAGGACGAGGUGAUCCGUCUGAAGCAGAAGCGCCGGACCCUGAAGAACCGGGGCUACGCGCAGUCCUGCCGCUACAAGCGCGUGCAGCAGAAGCACGUGCUGGAGAACGAGAAGACGCAGCUCAUCAAUCAGGUGGAGCAGCUCAAGCAAGAGAUUAAUCGGCUGGCCCGAGAGAGAGACGCCUACAAACUCAAGUGCGAGAAACUGACCGGAGCGAACGGGUUCCGCGAGGCGGGAUCCACCAGCGACAACCCGUCCUCCCCAGAGUUCUUCAUGUGAGUGCCGUUCUUAUGCCUGAGAGACAUCCGAGCAGUCCACAUGACUUGCUACGAUCAUUCUAAUAACAACAACAGAUGUAUUUACAUUAGAAGAAUAAUCCACAAGAAAUAAUAAAUUCAUAUGUAAUCGUGGCCACCGAACCUGGCAACUGAAAUACGAUGAACAUGUUAGAAUGUUUUCUUUGGGGGAAACUGUAGAUUAGUUGGUCGUAGUACUUUUAGGAACAAAAGAGAAAGCCAAGAACUGGGUUUUAUAUUUAGGGUAACUUCAGAUCAGAGCCUUCUUUCCAUUUUAUUUGUUCUCGGUUGUUCAGGAAAAAGGGGAGGGGAAAAAAAGAACUAUGUUUGGGCUGAGCUGAGAGAGGAACUUUGGACUUUUUCCACUUGGCCAAAAUAGUCAAGAGUUGAGAGCACCACAAUAUGCAAAACCUUCUAUUUCUCCUGUAUUAACUCGACAGGGGGAACGUUAUGCAACAUCUUAUUGGUUUAUUGCCUGCUUGGUUAUAUAUAGAUAUAUAUAUAUAUUAAAAGAAAAAGAAAAACGACAAAAACAGACACAUAAAUCUGCAUUAAGAUAUUAAUCCUGCAUGCUGGACAUGUAUGGUAAUCAGUUCUAUUUUAUACUCUGCUCUUUCUUUCUUUCUUUCUUUCUUUCUUUCUUUCUUUCUUUCUUUCUUUCUUAUGUAUCAUAAAAGAGCAUGUUUUUGAUCUUUAGCUCUUUUUGGGGAGAUGAAACUGGCUCUCCAGUCGCUCAUUAAAUGGGUUCAUUUGGGCUUGUAAAUAGAUGCAACAGCAAACCCAUAAAACCGACAUCGAAGAGCUGAUUGUUUUCCAACUAUUAUGAUUUGUUUCUCAUUUUGGGAAUGGAUUUCCAUGGACAUUUUUGUAGUUGCAUUUUAACUUUGUAAAGCGCACUUUUGGGUAAUGAUUUUGGUAUUUGCAGUUGUCAUAUGGAGUUAAAGGUUUUUUUUUUUCUUUUUUUUUUUCUUUUUUUUGUUGCAGAAACCGCCUAAGGGACACAAAUGACACAGAUGCAGGCGAAUUUAAAGCACACGUUGCUCAAAUCUGGUUGUAUCAUGAAACCCAGUUUUGUUGAUUUAGGCUGGUGCAUUAUCUAUUGCUAUUCAAUAAUAUAAGCAAUACUUGGGCCUUUAGGGCGUGUCGUUUCACUUUUGAUGGAUUUAAAUUUAACGAAUGGGCACACUUUCAUCAAUUGUUUUUCUUUUUUUUUUCUUUUUUUUUUUUAGUGACAUGAGCUGCCAGCCAGUUUUAUAAACCUUAACAUUUUAAAGUAUAGUUACUAAUCAGUCCAGCUCGAGGGUGAAGGCUUCCUAAAUCAGGGGGUUGUGUAUUAUUGGCUAACAUGAAAACUGCGCAUGCAUUUCAGUGGAGAGUUUCAAUGAUUCAAUGUUAAAUGUUUUCCUUUAUUUUUUUUUUCUGCCGGUCAGUAAAAAAAUAAGGGAUUCAGGUUCUGCAUAUAAUCUCAAAAUGAAAAUGAUGUCUCAUGUUAUUGUUUUGUUUUUGUUUUGUUUUUUGUUUGUUUUAUUAUUAUGUCUAGAUUCUGGUUCUGCUGGCCAGAUGCAUAGUUUUUAUUUUAAUGAUUAAAUUAACAAACUGUCCGAUCACAUUGAAUAAGCAUGGUGCUUGCAUCUAAGAAAUAUUGUUAAAAAGUCAUGCAUUUAACAAUCUUUUUUUUUUUUUUUUUGGUUUAUUACUGAUUCAACUGUGUUGAAAUCAAAUGUAAAUUGCAGCAGCGGGUUGUUGUUUUGUUUGUUUAUUACUUUCACGUAUUAUGUGGGGAUCAAUUUUCAAAACUGUUUAUAUAAGUGAACAAAAAAAAAAAACAAACAAAAAAAAAAAAAAGAGUUCCAUUCGGACUGUUUCAUUCAGGCUGGUUUCUGUUUCGUUUAUGCUGUUUUUGGAAGAAAUUGUUUCCUAUUUUGCUUAUUAAAGUCAGUGAAAUGACAUUGA